GUUUAUACAUACCAGUAAGUCAAUGAACAUUGUGUGGACAGUUUUGUUCGAUCGUUAAUCGAUGCAUCGCGUUUAAUCUCGCUCGAUCUCGAGAAUCAAUAGUGAGUGAGUUCAAGUGGUGCCGGAACAGACUGAAGUUUAACGAAAACGGAAGCUUUCUAAACAUGAGGCUCAAAGGAACGCUUGUGCUAUUGGUUAUUGCUAGUGCAGUCUACAGUCAAAAUGCGACUGUGAUCAUAAGUGACACCCUUCAAGGCUACGACCCCCAGUUCAUGGUUGGCUGUUACUUUCCCGCGGAAUUUCAGGGUGAGUUCGUGACACAGGUGAGCGGAAAGGAAGCCAGCGAUACGAGCAACGAGCCCAUUCAAUAUUCCACCAUCAACAUCACGUUCAACGCAAUCCCCGUGUGGGGUUAUUGCCACAAAAGGGUCGGCGAUAACGUGUUACUAAUGGACAGGUACGGUGAUGGCGACUGCAUCCGAUGCUUCCGGUUGUUAAGGAGAUCACGCAAUGUUAUAGAAGUGUUCUCAGAAGAUCUAAAUAGAUGUUAUACCUCGGAGGUCACUGCCUUGGCAUCCUGUGAUAAAUUAAAUUCCACGUCAAUUUUGUAUCGUACCAAAGAAAUUGGAAAUAUUCCCGUUAGAAAUGAAUAUUGUCCAAUAACUGGCCAAUAUCAUUUCAAGUACAAUCUCAAUAAUGGAUCUGAUAAAGCUAUAGAAUGUAAUAGCUUCUCAUCUUCCUUCAACAAUUGCCCUGAUGGCUCAGUCUUAAGAUUGCAUUUCAAUCGUUGCACCUUUGAGUCUCAUACAAACCUUACAUUUAAUUGUUUAGGCAAUUGGCCUGGUCCAAAUGGUUCUACUUAUUUUGCUCUGAUGGACAAUAGUGCAGUAUGUGAAGGUAGACCACAGUAUAGAUGUGGAUUGUUUUAUGUUGACAAUAAAAAAGGAAAAACGUAUAUGGCACUCAGUAGUGACUCCAGUUGUACCCAAAAUUUAGAUAAUUCCACUAGUGGAUAUGAGACACUAGUACUCAGUAAGAUUCCAAACCAAAAGAAGAUGCCAAAUUAUGUGAAAACUCAUGUAGCAACAUUUCCAAAAUGGGCACAAGGUCUAUGGGAGGAAUCUCUUAUUGUCAAUGGCACUAUGACUUUCACUGAUUUAAAUGGGUAUAAUAGUUAUACGUUCAUUACUGUUGAUUCAAAUGAAGAAACUGGCCGCUACAUCGUUUAUUACAAAGAUCAAUGUGAACAAGUAGCUUAUGUAUGUUUAAUGAUGAGACAACGAAGUGAAAAUGUACUAGAAUUCACAAUAGGAAUGGUGCUAAGUCCAGUUUAUCAAACUUAUUUGUGUGAUGAUCCUAAUUUAGAUAAACCUGUUUGGAUGACACAAGCUCGUGUUGAGCGUGCGGUAGAAUCGCCAUGCCCGAUUACUGGCCAAUAUAUGGGUAUGAUAACUGAUUUAUCAGGAAUGUGUGCUGAAUUAAGUAGCAAUUGCAACACUCGCGAAAUAAUGUAUUUUAAAGUUACUGACUGUGAAUCUGGAGAACUCUACGAAGAACGAGCGUACUUGUGCCUAGGACAGUGGGAAGAAAAAGGUGUUAUGUACACAUAUACUAUGCGAAACGACACCAGUACCAAUGAAUGUUUCGUUGGUUUAAUUGUAAAUGAUGAAGAAAUAUAUAUCAAAGAAGCGGGUGGUCAUUGCAUUAGAAAUAUUGAUCCCAAAAAAGAAGGAAUGCGUCUAUAUAAGAAGGGUCAGUGUUAUGGAAAUUCUCCAAGUCCUGCACCAACCCCAAUGAAACCAAUUCCUCAUAAUCCAAUAAUGAGAAUUGCUACAACUCCGCGAUCAAGGAUAUCAGCAGGUACCACCAGCAUAUCAGGAAACAAUAUACCAUCAAUAGCUUCACAUAAAGUUACGGCAUCUUAUGGUUUCGUAAUAUUUAUAGUAGUAAUUAUGUUUUCUAAAAACAUUUACAUGUACAUUUAGGUACUAAC
Messenger RNA from Eufriesea mexicana, 1993 nucleotides. RefSeq lists its product as uncharacterized. The record is from RefSeq and is a predicted model, not a curated record. The transcript is spliced from 13 exons. NCBI's taxonomy places the organism in Eukaryota, Metazoa, Arthropoda, Insecta, Hymenoptera, Apidae. The coding region runs from base 165 to 1985 and encodes 606 amino acids.